GAACGGAGGCAGUCCUCUGGUAUCAAGGAAUGGCUGCAAGUGCAAGUACAGAGUGAGGUGGUUCUAUUCCAAGGGAGCCUUUCUUGUUCUGGUCUGGGUUAUGCUGUUGACUAUAUCCUGUGUAUCAGUGUCUUCUGUGUUCCGUCAACGAUCUGAUGUAAAAUUUGUCAUUUCAAAAUGGCUACCUGCUAUCCCAAUUGUGUUUGGUUUGUUUGGAACUGUUUUCUCAGGAUGGCUAGCCGACGCUAAGCUGGGGAACUACAGAGUGAUGAAAUACAGUUUUGUACUGUUAUUCUUCCUUUGUUUGUUUUCUAGUGCCUUCACCCUAGUUCCUAACAUUACUCAUUAUGUAUAUGUUGUGAGUGUCUUGUAUUGCAUAGGUGGGAUUCUCUUUCUAGUAGCUGCAGUAGCAUGCUUUGUUACCUCACUACAACUAGUCUAGGCCUGGAUCAAAUGCCUCAUGCUUCAUCUUCCAAUAUCACUAGUUUUAUUGCCUGGUUUGCAUUCUGUAUCUAUGCUGGUAUUUGGAUCCCUUUUGUUGUCGAUUUGCCCAUUAUAUCAGAUGUUUUGUGUAUCAGUCGUUCAUCAUACUGGGUUGUCCAACUGUACAGUUUGCUGUCACCUUUGUGCACGAGUGUUGUUCUUGUUCUUGACUUUCUCCUAGCUAAAAAAUGGCUGAUAAUUGAGCCAAAGUCACCUCAGUCCUUCAAAACCAUCUACCAUGUUCUCAAGUUUGCUGCCAAGCAUAAAGCUCCCCUCAAUCGCAGUGCUCUCACAUACUGGGAGGAAGACGUACCUUCAAGAAUAGACCUGGGAAAGUCGAGAUACGGUGGACCAUUCACUACAGAGCAAGUUGAAGAUGUGAAAACCAUCCUACAUUUGUUGCCCCUCUGCUUAACUCUAUGGCUUCUCGGGUGCUCGCUUGCAUUCUUCCAUCCACUAAACUAUGCUAGUGUUUAUCCCCCAGAUUGGAAGCAUUAUGUUUCAAGGCUUCUGGCUUUAUUCACGUAUCACCAUUUGUGGUGUGGUAUGGUUUGGACUGUCUUUUAUGAGUUUGUGCUAUACCCAGUGAUACGUAAUAAACUUCCCAGCAUUCUUAGAAGAAUUGGGAUAAUUUCUCUCUUCAUUACAACUCUCAGUGUUGUGUUUCUAAUUCUGGAACUAGUACAAAACAAUUACGGUGAUAAAUUAGUUGCCAAAUAUGUUACAAUCGUUUUGAAUUCAAUUUCUACUGGUGUGCUCACAAUGUUCCUUGCUAGUACCGUGAUGGAGUUAGUUUGUGCUCAAGCUCCAUACAACACGAGAGGAUUGUUUGGAGGAUGUAUGGUGUUGGUGUUAUUCUCAUCUCUUGUUAUUGGCGAGAUUUUUCCACCGAAAAACACAUUAACAAUAUAUGGGGUUAGAGUAGGCAUCAGUCUGCUUGGAUUCAUCCUGUACUGCCUCCUGGCUCACUGGUACAAGAGGAGAGUUAGAGACGAGGACUACAAUGCACACAGAGUGGUGGAGGAGGUCUAUGAUCGAUAUUUGUCAGCUCAGCACUGACUACUGUUAUUCAUAUUAUGUGUUUGUCGAUCAUGUAUGUUCAGAACAAUUGUAUGCAUGCUUAGUUUAUGUACAACGUUUCACUGUUAUAAUAUUUUAAACAUACAGUGUUUACACAUGCACAUAAUCAAUAUUAUGAUAUUAAUUGUCAAUGGACACCUUUGAUAAUCUUCGUGCUUGUAUUAUGGAUUUUAGUAAGAAUAUACUGAAAGUACGCGAUUAAUAGCAACAUGAUAAUGAUUCAUAACCAUUUGGGAGAAAUCUAUAGUCUCCUUUUUAUAAUGACUGAUUACACUAGAACUAUGCUCAGCAUUUACAGGUGUAUCUCCAUGGGGACUACAAUGCAAUCCAAUAGAAAGUGUGAAUGCACAGUAUAAGUGUUUUAGCAACCCUGUGUCUGUUAUGACAACUAACUCUACGACGAAUGGAGGCAGCUCUUUGAUAUCAAGGAAUGGCUGCAAGUACAAGUACAGAGUGAGGUGGUUCUAUUCCAAGGGGCCUUUCUUGUUCUGGUCUGGAUUAUGCUGUUGACUAUAUCCUGUAUAUCAGUGUUUCAUAUGCUCCAUCAACAACUUGCAAAUCUCAAUUUUGUAAUUCAGAAAUGGUUGAUUACUAUCCCAUGCACUUGUGUUUGGUUUGUUGGGAUCUGUUUUCUCAGGAUGAUGGCUAGCCGACGCUAAGCUGGGAAACUACAGAGUGAUGAAAUACAGUUUUAUACUGUUAUUCCUCAUAAGUUUGCUUUCUAGUGCCUUCACCCUAGUUCCUGCAUGACAUUACUCAUUACGUGUAUGUUGUGAGUGUCUUGUAUUGCAUAGGUGGGAGUCUCUUUGUAGUAGCUGCAGUAGCAUGCUUGGUUACCUCACUACAACUAGGCCUGGAUCAGAUGCCUGAUGCUUCAUCUUCCAAUAUCACUAGUUUUAUUGCCUGGUUUGUAUUCAGUAGUAUCUAUGCUAUAUAUAUGGUUUGUAUAUUCAGUAGUAUCUAUGCUGGUGUUUGGAUAUCUGAUUAAUUCUGGUAUUUUUUGUAAUAGUCGAUUAUCAUACUCAGGGUUAAAAAGUGGUGAAAACUCGUAACUUCCUAUAUUCAGUCUACUCUAUUGGAUACAGCGUUGGAUUUGUCGUUGGUCCUAGUAUAAGCAGUAACAUCCAAAAGCCUAUAGAUCGGCAACUACUCUGUUGAUACCAAUUUCAAUCCGACAUUAUACUUCUUAAUACUCAUUCUGCAGGUGUUUCAGUAAUAUUUUCUAAUGAGCAGUAUCAAUCCAUUGGUUGGUUCAAUGUAGCUUUUGGAGUUACAUUGUUAAUCUUGUUCUGUUUUCUCUUCCGUGGAGAGAGUAAUGGAACAGAACUAAUUGUCAUGAGCUUUGUGUCUGCUCAAAAAACAACUCAAGUUCGACCAAGCCUGGACGCACUGCAAAUAUUCAUAGCAUUAUACCAAUGCAAGUGCAUAUCGAAAGCAUUAUAGCCAUACAGAGCAUUAUAAUUAUACGAGACUCAGUCAAAAUCUGUGCAAUAAUUGAAAACACACACAAUUGCACUGUCAAUCCUAUGUCAUGCAGAGCCUAUAAUUAUACUAAU
Halichondria panicea is the source of this 3119-nucleotide messenger RNA. RefSeq names its product solute carrier family 15 member 4-like. The transcript has a single exon. Gene Ontology annotation, molecular function: transmembrane transporter activity. The record is from RefSeq and is a predicted model, not a curated record. Bases 412 to 1542 code for a protein of 376 amino acids. Gene Ontology annotation, cellular component: membrane. Gene Ontology annotation, biological process: transmembrane transport. Lineage: Eukaryota; Metazoa; Porifera; Demospongiae; Suberitida; Halichondriidae.